Strongyloides ratti is the source of this 3372-nucleotide messenger RNA. RefSeq names its product KAT8 regulatory NSL complex subunit 3. The record is from RefSeq and is a predicted model, not a curated record. Gene Ontology annotation, biological process: positive regulation of transcription by RNA polymerase II. Gene Ontology annotation, cellular component: NSL complex. NCBI's taxonomy places the organism in Eukaryota, Metazoa, Nematoda, Chromadorea, Rhabditida, Strongyloididae. The transcript has 2 exons. Bases 1 to 3372 code for a protein of 1123 amino acids.
AUGGUAAAAAAAAAAGCAACGAAAGUUGACAUAUCAAGUAAUAAUGUAACAACAAUAGUAAAUACCGAAGCUACCACGGAAGAACCUCCUGAUGACAAUCCAAAUAUAAGAAGAAGUAGUAGAACCCGUCGUGCCACAGCCACUAUUUUAACUUCUGACUUAUCUUUACCAUCUUUUAAUUCAUCUUCAUUUUGUAGAGAUUCUAUUUCUAUAAAUGAUGAAGGUACGCCAUUACCAAAGAAAAGGCGGAUAAGUGAAAGUUCAGUAAAAAGAGCAAGGAAAAAAUCCUUAGGCAAUACUACAGUUAUAUCAGAGGAACCAACUGUUUCAUCAGAUAACAAUCAAAAAUUAACAGAAGAUAACAAAAUAGUACUUUUAGAACCUCAAGUUUCUGAGGAAACAAUUAAAACAGAUAACCUAGAAGAUAAUUCCAUAACAUCUGAAACCGGACGAGGUAAACGAAUGAAAAAACCUAAGAAAUUUGCUGAUGAAGAAAUUAUUGAAUCUUCAUCAAGAAAAAAAAGCAUUUGUAAACCAAAAAAUUUAACUGCCAUUAAAAAUGAUCAAUCUGUAAAUGAGGAUAAAACACAAGUAGCAAUUAAUAAUGUAGAAAAACAAUUAAAAGUUGAUGUUUUUAAAUGUAAAAGUACAGAUUUAAGUGGAGAAGAAGAUGUUAAAGUUAAUUCUGUUAAAAGAAAAACAACUAAAUUAAAAAGUAAAAAUGAUGAAGAUGAUGAGAGGGAGUUAAGCAUGGUAGAAAGUGCAGAUUACAAUAUAAUAUCAUUAUCAUCUAAAGUUGGCAAUCUUAAUUUUGGCAACGGGUUUUCUAUGUUAGAUAGAUUAAAUAGUGUUAAGCAAAUGAAAAUUCAGAGAGAAAAUGAAAAAAGAUUGGAAGCAUUACGAAAGGAACAAGAGAAAAAAGAGCGUGCUGAGAAACGAAAACAAGAACUUCAGAAAAAACGACAGGAACAGAAACUAUUAUCCUUACAAGCUCAAAAUACAUAUUUCCCCGGGUUUAAUAUUUUUAUGCCAAAUUCUGUAGAUAUAAGUCAUGAUAAUACACCAGAUCCUGAUUACACAAUGGAUGAAUUAUUUGUAACUAAUAGUGGUCGUGUAGUUAAGAAUCGUAAUAAUUAUUUAAGAAAUCGGUAUGACCAAUGUUUAUUUGUUGAUGACAAAAAUCCAGAUCUAACAUAUGAUCCAAAUUAUGAGGAAGAGGAUAGAAAAUCUAAAAAAGAUACAAAGCAAAAAUUGUAUGAGCAACCAACAGUUUCAAGAAAAUUUUUUGGUCGUGGCAUUUCUACAUUUUUCCCACUACAUGAUGAUGAAAAUGAAACAACAAGUCAGGAGGAGGGUGAAGAUGAUGAAGAGAUUGAAGAAGUAAAUACAACUAUUCCUGAAAUUGUCAAAAGUACAUCAACUCCAACAGAAGAUGGUUUUGUUAUAAAUAUUGAUGGUGAUAAAAAAAAACGGAGAAUAAAGUUUGUUGUUAAUAGGUAUAAAUUACAAUCAAUAAAUAACAAAGAAUUGAGGGAAUCUAUGAAAGUUGAUGUUAGAUUAAAAUUACGAGAAGAAAGGCUUCCCUUUAAAAGUAAAUUUAGAGCUAUUGAAUUAAAUGAUAGAAAUUGGCCAGGAAAUUAUAAUGUAGGUAUUUUGUUAGACGAUUGUACAACUUCAAAUAAUGAUGAAGAUAAUGAUCUUGAUAUUUGUGUAGAUGACGAUUUAGAAAAUCCAAUAUAUCACAAAACGACGUAUGACGCAUUUGUAAAAGAACUCCCUGGCAAACAAGUUGUUGAUGAUAUACGACAAAUUGAAGCAAAUGUUUCACCUGAAAACAUUAUGUUAGAAUCUAUAAUAGCUGGCAUUGAUAAAUAUGAUCUUAAAUAUAUGAUUGAAAAGGGACUUCAAAUUAUUAAACAACAAUUUUAUAGUGAAACAACAUACCUAAAUGUUGAUAAUUCAGCAUCUGUUUUUCAUGUUUUUUCACGUAGAAACGCUGAUUUAUUACUUUAUUACAUGUCACCAUAUAGUAGAAAAUCAAGAGAAUUGGCUCAUAAGGCACAUCUUUGGUUUAUGCAAUAUUUACCAGACAAUUUAUUAGCUGCUUAUUUAAAUAUUCUUAGGUUUGCUAAAUCAUUUGGAUAUAAAGUUUCUGAUAUUCUUAAAGAAAAUAAUGAUAUUAAUUUUAAUCACAAUGAUAAUCAGAAAAGUGAAGAAAUUAAAAAAUGUAUAAAAGAUUUCAUUAAUGUUAAAGCUGUUGAUCCUUGGUAUAAAGAAGCUAAAGAUGCCUUACCUACAAGUAUUUCAAAUGUAACUUGUUUCAUUGUUUUACCAAAUAUAAGUACAUAUGACUACUGUCCUGUUAAUGUUAUGCACAAAGAACUUAUGGAAAAUUUUAUUCCUUCUAUUGGAAGUCACACAGAAUUUGUAAAUCUCUGUUUCAAAACACCUGAACCUGUAUCUGUUGCUGAGUUAAUGGAACAUUGUAUUGAUAAAGUAAAAAUUCAACUUCAAUCUUUAUUAGCAUCAAGACCAAAUGAUCACAUAAUAACAGUUGGCUGGGGAGUAACUAAUGCAAUAAUACACCGUGUUUUGUCUGAAAUUGGAGGAGUAUCAGCGUCAAUAAACUUGGCAUAUUGCAACAAAACUGCUGAUGGUAUUAUUGGAGAUGUUGAUCAUGAAAUAACAUUAUCUUAUUGUCCACAAUUGUUUAUUGUUGGUGAAAAUUCAACUAUGUUUGAUAUUAAAUAUUUUAAUAUUACAAGGCAGACAAUGACAUGUGAAACAGGAUUAGUGGUCGUUGGAAAUGGUGAUUCUAAUUUACGUGUUUCAGCAAAUACUUUAAUUAGAGAGCGUGUCACACAAUCUUCUGUUAAUUUAAUAAUUACAGAAGUAGUAAAAGAUUUUAUUGAAGCCGUAACUCCUUUUGAUGAUAUUCCAAUUAAAGAAUUUAGAAAAAUAAUGCAACCAACAGAUAUGGAUCUUCAUUUAGAGGUUGAUUGUCAACUAUUAAAAGAGAAUCAUACUAUAUUAUAUAGUGCUCAGGCUUUAAAGAAGGCUAAUGAAUCAAGAACAUUUAAAGGUAAUGUAAAAAUAGAUACAACAAGACCUGAAAGUCCUAUUGGAGUUAUUAUGAUGAGUACUGCUAAUAUUGUAAAAACAGUAAAUACUCAUACAGUAAUGGGAAGACCUAAACCAAAAACUAUAAAUAAUGUUCCAACGACAAAUGAAUCAAUCUUUACCUCUGAAAAUUCUUUUAAAGAAACUUCAACAUUUGAAGAGCGUAAAAGUGAAAGUGAAACUUCACUUAAUAAUGCUUCCGCUAUUGACCUAGGUGAUCUCGAUAUUGGUGGAUUUGGAAGUUUUUUCUAA